Molecule: messenger RNA, 7395 nt
Organism: Alligator sinensis (Chinese alligator)
Lineage: Eukaryota; Metazoa; Chordata; Crocodylia; Alligatoridae
Product: paired mesoderm homeobox protein 2A-like
Exons: 4
Coding region: 6468-7319 (283 amino acids)
Biological process (GO): regulation of transcription by RNA polymerase II
Molecular function (GO): RNA polymerase II transcription regulatory region sequence-specific DNA binding; DNA-binding transcription factor activity, RNA polymerase II-specific
Source: RefSeq, a predicted model, not a curated record
GUUUCUGAUCCUCCAGAAACAUGGCUGUUUAGUUUCCUGCUGUGUAAUUUGUCCCUUGACUCCUACACCUGUCGGAGUCUCAUAGGCACAAAUUUAGCAGAUAGGUAGUAGCAAGAUGUGAAGUCCUUCAGCUGAUUUCAAUGUGGCCUGUUUGAUGGGGGCAGUCAUUAGGUCAUAGCAAGCCUGUAUGAAAAGCGCGGAGUAUGGUGCUGACGGCUGUGUGCCACCAGAGCAUUCUCUGUAGAGGCCAAAGCUCGUGUGGAUGUGCAAACCAAGGGGCUGGGUUUUAGGCUUGGGAACCUCAAUCUGCCAUUUAGGUACAGCUGACCUUUUCCUGAACUCCUCAUCAGCUGUUGUCAAAUAACCUUGGAGGCUCCCAGGGUCAUUGUCUCAGCCAGUGUCUGCUGCUGCCCUCUGUUAUUGCUUCAAAGUUGCCUUGUGUGGGUCUUGUCUCCAUCCUGGCUGGCUUAGGUGGCCAGCUUCUGCCACCUAAACCACAGGUAUUGAGCCAUGCCUCUGCAUGCUGCAGAUGGCAUUGACCUGCUUUUAACUUCACUAGGUAGAGGCUGAGCUUUGUACUGCUGAGCAGAUCUGCACUGAAAUCCCUUCAGUCUGGCUGUAAAUUUCCCUCUGCUUCAGGGCUACAGUGGCAGAAGGGAAGCUUUUAGUCUUAUUGCCUCUGCUCAGCUGCUCUGGGGGUUUGUAGAAGGCCUCCUUCUCUGGCUGCUGUUGAAUCAGGCAUCUUGACAGUGUCCUUUCUCCAGUGCUUGGAGACCACAGGGGAAGAGAAUUGGUUAGAAGACUGAAGCUGAGAUAAUUAAAAGGCCAAACAACUGCAGUGCAAAACCCAUCAUUCUCUUAGGUAGCCUUUAAAAGAAGAGAUUAGAACAAUCGCUUAAUGAUGCAACCUGCUCCUGUCUUCCUGAACAUCUCCGUAGCAAUUAGUUUGCUAUAAAUUAAGUGAAGAAGCAGCUGAAGAAGAUCAGGUCAAUGGAAUCGUUUUCCUCAGGGGCUUGGUGACAAUGUGGAUUAAUGCCUUGGGUUCCUACCUGAAAGGUUACAAAUGAGAUCUAUCGGAUGCUCCGCACUUAGUCCCUAUUUCGGCCAUCAUUUGAAUUGCUACACAGUCCAUCACAGUAGAGAGGUGUCUCCCUCAGUUGUGUGUCAGCCUGGAAUAGCUGGGAGGCUACGUGGUAGGAUUUGAGGUGCUUUCAUGGAACUGUUAGCGGGUGGGAUGGGAAUAUCUUGGAGAUGACAGCAAGUGGGGCAGGAGGAAAGGACAGGGCCCUUCUGGGGAAGCCUACAUUCUCCCAGUUGGGGCAAAUGGGAAAGCUCAGGGGGAGUGUCACAGCUGGAAGCUCUCAUUCAAGUAGUUUAAGGAUGGAAGUGGCUGAAACCAAACCACGCUGGUGACUCCAAUUCCCAGUGGUGUUCAAGGACUAAGACUAAGUGGGUCUUGCACAUGUGUGUUCCAGCCACCCCAAUCGGCAUGUUAGAAGAUAGAGUGAUCUGGUAAAGAGUGAGUGCGUGGACUUUGUGCUGUGAGCGAUGCCUCCUGGCUUUCUGUUGUUCAUUUUGCCAGCAGGUCUUACAGGAUAGAGGAGAGGUGGGAAGGCCCCUGAGGGACCCAACCGGUCUAACAGGUUGGAGCAGCCCCUUGUUCUUUGUGGGACUGUACGCUUUGAUAUCGCCCACUGAUGGGCAUGGUAGAAAUACUUCCAUCGGGCUCAGAUGCUUGUGCUGCUGUCCAUGGGGAAGCCUGGGGACACCGCCUAGCAGGAUCCUUGUGAGCUGGUGUUGUUUCAGGUUGAAUUCACCAUGCUGCUAAUUUGGGGCCUUUGCGCAUGGGGUUGGGAAGCGAGGUGCCUGCGAGCUCGGGGAGAGCCGUGGGUAGGUGCGGUUGGUGCUGGAGGGGGAGGUGGGGCUGAUGGGGCAGAAGCCCAGCCUCUCUCACCUGAGAAGUGACAGCUCUAAAACGGUUGGUGACAGUAUUACUGAUGCACUGACACUGGCCCGCCUCGGUAGUUUCUAGCUGUGUCCUCCAGCCGGCAGGGCUCCUCCCGCACGUCUGGGCUAAGCUGACAGGACUGUCUGCUGCAGGCAGUGCCCACCUCCUCCCUUCCCCUGGGAAAGGACAGAGGAUUCUUCCUUGGAGGGAAUUAGUUCAAACUCCCCUGGAGAAACGGAGGGAGGUGCUGCUUAGGCUACAAGGUGGUCCCUGGCAGAGCCCAGAGUUGACCCCCUGAGGUAGCCACUAAAGCUGCCUUGGGAUGAAGAUUUCCCCAAGCCAAAUCGCACAAGAACAAACCAAGUGUCCUAGAUCCUCUGCUAUUGCUAUGAGCCUCUGGUGUAGAGAUGCUCCAAAAAGGCUAGGUUGUCUCCCUCAACAUCCAUUAGGGCAGCUCCUCGUGGCUGUUCUGGCAUAGAGGCACUUGCCCCAAGGCCUGACUCUGGCCUCCCAAGCACUUGUGGCCAUCUAGCAAGUGUCUGAGCUCCAGAAGGAAGCUCUUUUCACAUAGCUGCCACCAGUGACGCUGAGACUUCACUGGGCCCAACUGCUUACAAGGAGAGUCUCUGCAUGGGGGAGAGGUCCCUGGGCUUGAGGGGUUAUGUGAGCCAGCUUCAUGCUCUGCUUUGCCCUUCCUUCCCAGGCAGGAGCAUCUCUCGACAAGCCCUGGAGAGCAGGAGCUGUCUGCGCGGGCUGCAGUUUCUUGUUUUGAGGUCUGGAGUGAGUGAGCUGGGCUCCCCCCUCCCUCCUUCUCAGGUCUGGCUUUUUUCUGUGGUUUCUGCAUGAAGGGCCAUCUCAUUUAUCACGAUUGCUCUCUGCAAAUGAUCCGGCACGUAGCACAGUCAAACUGGUGGGGAAGGAUCCAAUUACAGAGAGCCUGAGACCCAGGUGCUGAGCACCCGACUGCCUGUUACCUGGGGACUUGCCAAAAGGAGCCUGGUGCUGGACCUGAUGUGGGAGGGGAUGAGACUAGAGCUGGAGUGAGCAAACCUCUGGGUUUCCAUCCUUGCCAAGGUCCAGGGUUGAACGUGGAAGAAUGGCAAGAGCCUAGUGGGGUUGGUCUCCCCUUAGUCUCUGCACUGCCAAGGUCCUAAAGGGAGACCCGGGGCUGGGAGAGCUGGAGCUGGCCCUAGCAAGGAUGGAGGUGCAGGGUCAGGCCUGGAAGAGCUUGGGGAGCCUCCAGGCUGGGUCCAAGGUGGGGGGCCUGCAUAGAAAGCCAUAGUCUGACACACCUCACGCUCCUUCCUGACUCCUGCCCAGCCCACAGCAGCCUGCUUCCUCGUGUGCUGCCUCAAGAGCAGGCCUAUGAUCCAGCUGAAAACACACCAGUCCCCACCCAUUCUGUCCCUGCCCCUUGAUGUGUGGAAAGCUUGUGCAUGCAGCCCUCCCCACUGCUGGCCUGCAUGGCUUUAUUCCCCUCCCCACUGCCUAAAGGGAGAGGAAGAAGCUGGAGCAGCCGUAGGGCCUGACCUAACGCUCUGGCUCGGGACAACUCACACAAGCAACCUGCCUCCCUCCUGUGAUCCGUAGAGGCAAAGGGCUUGAACCUUCAUCAGGUCCCAGCUGCAGCUCCUCUAAUCUCCCUGUCUGCACCCUGCCGGGGCAUCCUCCUUCCUGUCCUUUUUGUCCCACUGCCUCUCAAUGGCUCCCCAGGCACCAUGCCUUCCCUGUGUCCAGCCUGCCUCCAGGCACAUGUCCUUUCCCGGCACAGCAGGUUCCUUGUCAAGGAAACUGGGGGAUUGCUCCUCCUCGGUGACAGCAACUGAAGGCUUCUCGAGCCCCCUCCCAGCGCCAGGCAGCAGCAAAGGUUCCUCAUAAUGGAGAUUGUUUCUCUCUCCUGAGAAAAGUAACAGUAGUUUUUAUAGCUAGUUCACUGCCGCAGCAGCUUCGGCGUGAGACUUUAGUACCCACAAUAGGAUACAAAUGAAAUCGGGCUAAUCAUGCAGGUGUUGCCCUGGACAGCUUAAUAAUGAUAAAUCUGCCUGGGCCGCCUUGAGCAACUUUAGGUCUGAGCACGCUGGUGCCUGGCCAUUGCCCCUGUACUGGUGCCCAGCGACUGCCCUCCAGCAGGUCUGGAGGUCUGCAGAAGGCAACGUAAGGGCACGGCUUCUCUCAGCCUCUGCCCCGACCGCAAGCACCUGCAUGGGGCAGGGCAUUGACUGACACUUGUGGCCAGGUCUCCACUUGGACAGGUAACUGCUUCCUGCUUUUCAGCGUUGUCUCGUGCCAGGUAGGCCCUUGUGUCGCCUUCCAGCCUCUGCCCGUCCGGCUUCAGAGCAUGUUUCUACCAGAGCCUGCAGCCCAUCUGCCUGAAGAAGCAAACUGCCCUUAGCCCCAUGCCUGGCCCAGGAAAGCUUGUGGAAAGCAGAGGCUGUGCCCCCUGCUUGCAUGAGCUGCCCUAGACCACAGAGCUGGCACUGCCUCCCUAUGGUCUGUCAUUCCCUAGGCUGUGCCAGCUCCUGCAGCUGUUCCGAUUUCCUUAGGAAACCCCCUAAGUUUGUCACCACCUUAGAAAUCCAAGGUGGUGGCAAUUCAUGAGAGACCUGCCCCCUGCUGCCACAGGAUUUGGUGAUGUUGGGACAUGCACGUCUUAAUUCUUCAGCCUGGUGUGCAAUGCCCCAGGCAACUAUCCUAGGAGCUCAUUAGAGCAGGUCAUUUGUUCCUGAGACCCAGCUUUCACUGCCUUGCUCCUGAACCUGGUACCAAAGGAAAAUAACUCCCCAGCCAGAAACAGGGUGGCUUUGGUCUACAGGCAGGCUGGGAGCAUCUCAAGGGGCUUCUGCUGGGCCUGACUUCUCUAAGGGGACAACACACAGGUGUUAUUACAAUGGGAAUGUGGGCAGAAGAAUUUAUUGGAGCCAGUGCAGAGGUAUAGGGGGAAGGAAUGAUCUCUAAGCAUUUGUGUUACCGGUGUGGUGUGUGCUGAUAGCUCAGACCAUUGCGCACGUCCUGUUGUGUAGUUGUUCCCUCUGUCCAGUGUGUAAUGCCUUUGGGGCAGUCCAGCAGUAGCAGGGGCAGGCAGAUGAAUGUUGCUGGGCGGCUUCGGCUUGGCAGGUAAUAGAUGACUUGGAGCAAACAGGACAGACAGCAAAGCCAUCAGUCUGACAGCAGAGGGGUCAUUCGAGGGCCAGCUCAUGAUAGGGAGGGUGCGGGCAGGCAGUAAGUGGGUAAACAGCAGUAAUUGAAUUAAUUGCUCUCCUCCACACCCUGCUAGGGUGGCCGUGUCUGUUCAGACUUUGCUCGGACAAGAGGAGCCUGCUGGGCUCUGGGAACCUGAGUUGCUUUCCGAGCCUGGCAGGAGGUGACCUUGAGAGUGCAGGCUUGGGGGCAGCUCUGCAGGGGAAAGGGGCUAAGGGCAGCCCUGCGCAUUGCUGGCUGGGGAACCACGUGGAAGCUCCCUGCCAGCUUUAAGAUCUGUGCAUUGGUUGUAGUGGGAACUUCCAGCCCACAACAACCAGCCAAGGCAGGAGCAAGCCGGAUGCACUGGCAGAACCUGGUCUUUCACUGAGAACAGCUUGGCCCUAGAGGAAAACAGGGCUUUUGUCUCUACUCUCCAUUUACCUCUGGUCUUGGCUCCCGGCCUCUCUAGCACACUCUGUCCCCUGGAUUUUUGCUUUUUUUUUUCUGUUCGACCAGUGGCCUGCGGUUUCCAGGGUUGCUUGCUCUUCAUUUCUGUUCACUAAAGAGUUUCUCCUUGCUUGACGCUGUUACUUGCUCUUUCUUCUUUCUGUAAGUUCAGGAGGGAAAAACUGUCCUGUAGGUAUUGGAGAAGCUGAGCAAAACCCACUUGGAAAUAAACAGGAGGAAAUCUGGGCAGGGGCUUUUCCAUUAGCAUAUUAGACAUGAGCUACUUUUGGGAGCAGAAUACCCUCAUUCCCUUGCUGCAGACUCCCAACAGAAAAGUUGAGGGCAGCUUGGGUCACCCGAGGGACAGAGCGAUGGCAAAAGGAGAGUCCGUUCUUGGAGGGAAAGCUCAGGGCUCCAGCCGCUGUGAAUAUGAUACGGUGUAAAGUGGUGGGAGCUUCAGAAGUCUCAUUAGGCGCUGUUGGAAAUCUGGUGGUGGUUCUUCCCAUCUAUGCAAACUCCUCCUGCAGGUGAGACAGCUUUUCCGGGUCAGCGCCAGAGAUGCAUUAGUGGGUAUAUUUACUUGGAAAUUCAAUCCCAGCUCAUGCUUGCCUCUAAUUGACUGAAGAGCUUCUUUGAAGUAAAGGAAUCGGCUUAGUGUCUGAAAGGGCAUGUGACUGCAGGGAAAGGGAGCUCCAGGUAAGGAGCCUCUUUAUUUCCCACCUGCUGGAGGUGACUCGGUGAUUGCCCACUCUUACUGCAGUUUGCCUCCUAGUCUGGGCAAAUCCCGGUUAGCAUUCAACUUUACUCCACGCGGCUGGAUCAGCAGAUGCCCUCUCACUUUCUAGAUUGGUGGAAGACGUAGGGCGAGCCUGUCUCCCUUUGUGUCCUGGGCAUGCCUGAGAGCACCUUGGAUUCUCCACUUGAGCUGAUCUCGCCUGUUAGCCAGUUCAGCAGCUCCCUGAAUCUCUUGGUCCAGGUGCAGCAGCUCUGCCAGAGUCCCCAGGGCACAAUGUUCAGCCCAGGAUACGUGGUGCCUCUGCUGCCGGAAGCGGCUUGCUUUUGUGGCCCUACUUUCCCACCUCGGCUCCCGUCUGCUCCCAUCUGCAGCCUCUUCUUCCCAGCUCCUUUCCUCAGCAACCAGCUCUUCCAGCCUCACAGCCCUCCAGAGCCCUGCAAGCAAGCACUGCAGCCGGCAGGCCAAGACACGGGUUUGGGAUUGGCGAGGGGAUUCUCAGAGGAAGUUCGCCCGCUGAAGCAGAGACGAGCCCGAGCCAACUAUAGCAGCUGGCAGCUGGAGGAGCUGGAAUCGGCCUUUGAGACUACGCAGUACCCAGACAUCUUCAUGCGAGAGGCCUUAGCCCUCCGGCUGGACCUGAUGGAGGCCAGGGUGCAGGUUUGGUUUCAGAACCGUAGAGCAAAGAUGAGGAGACAACUAAAGCUGCAGGGACGAGCUCUGGACCAAACCCUUGCUGGGAGCACUUCUUCCUCAGGAGAUGCGAAGCCCCAAGACACUCUUGAAACUGAAGAUUUAAGUGAUAACUGUGGAUUCAGAAAAACUGGGGCAGAUCACCAGCCAGAUGCUGAUCCUGAAGUACAGGCUCCCCCUCGGCCUCCUCUAUGCAGGGCAGCUAUGGAGACUGUGGGCCCAGGGUCAGAGGAAGCCAUCAGCUUUGGGGCCAAGGUUGGAGAGGGCAAACCUGAAAUCUGCCCACCUGCAGUUCAGAACCAGUCUGAUUCAGCAUGAGAUUCGCCCAUGAAAGUCCUCGCCUCUCACGUUUCCUUGACCAUCAUUGCUACACCAUCACUCCAUCUAAAGAGAG